AACAUGCCUAGGCCGUCUAGGGACUCCUAUGGCGACCAGAAACCUCCAUAUUCCUAUAUAUCUUUAACAGCUAUGGCUAUCUGGAAUUCACCCGAAAAAAUGCUUCCGCUUUCCGAAAUAUAUAAAUUUAUAACCGACAGAUUUCCGUAUUAUAGAAAAAAUACUCAAAGGUGGCAAAAUUCGUUAAGGCAUAAUUUAUCUUUCAACGAUUGUUUCAUCAAAAUCCCAAGACAACCCGAUAGACCGGGUAAAGGUGCGUACUGGGCUUUACAUCCCGCAGCUUUUGAUAUGUUUGUUAAUGGAAGUCUACUUCGACGAAGAAAGCGCUUCAAGCUCUUGAAAAGUGAUAAAGAAAUACUAGAAAAUGAAUUAGCCGCUCUUACAAAUAUAAAUAGGAUAUUCUUUUCGCCACCGAAUCCUCAAGGAGAAGUUAACCCCGCAGCUCAUCCGACGGUAGUGGCGCCGCAACCUCCUUCGCCUAAUAUAACUAAAUCGCCCGAAACUUCGGUCACAUGUAUAAGACCUAAAAGGUCUUUUACAAUAGAAAGUUUAAUAUCUCCCGAUAAACCUACUCCUGUGGUGCCUAGUGCUACACAUAUGGUGCCUCAUGUUCAUCCUUGGAUGCUGUCUUCAUACGACUUCACGUUUACUAAUCCAAUUGCUUUAAUGCCUCCUGCUACCCAUUAUGAAGCUUAUGGACUUGCUUCUGCCGAAGAAUUGUUUAGAGUUUCGCAGUUAUAAAAAAUUUGUGUUGAUUUCGUAGACUUCUUAAAGAAGAAUAUUAGAAAAUUGGAAGGAAGCUGUAACUCUUUGGGAGUUCUAAGACUGAGUUACUGUUGUAAAAGUACGUACUUUUGUUGUGAUUUUUUUUGUAUAAGUAUUUAUUUUGUUGAUAUUAUAAAUAAUAUGAAAUUAACAUGAUUGUUUCGUUUUAAACAGUUAAAUUUAAUUAUAUCAUUUCUGGUUGUUCACUUGAAUUUAAAAAAAAUGAUACGACACCUGCAUAUAAUGUGAUGCUAUUCAAAAUACACCAUUGGGAAUCAAAGUUUAGUCUACUCACUUUGAUAUACCUACCUAUUUGGUUACUGAAAGCUUUCAGUAAAUUAUUUAUAAAGACAUUGGUCUAUGUGAAAAAAAUAUUAAAUUUUUACAUUUUUUCUAAUAUCUAUGAGGAAAAAGUUUCAGUAUUCUUCACGCGGAUCUUCAAAAGAACAAUGGCAGUAUAUAUAUCAAAUAAUAAUUUAUUCCUUCGGAAAUAUCACUGAUGCUAAGGAAUUUCUUAACCAUCCGCUAGGCGCUUAAGCUUUUGCAACACCACCAGGUAUUAGCCGUAUUCUGGUCGGCAACUUUUGUUUCAUUUCAUUUCCUAACUCACUCUUAAUGAUGAUUUAAUUUGCUUUAAAAAAAAAUAAACGUCUUCGCAAAGAACUUCCAUGGCAUUCCAACAAUAUUCGCAUAUUGUUUUGGAAUCAAUCUUCACACAAUUUGCUUCAUUUUCUUUCUUCAAUGUCUUCAACUGCUCUUUUCCAAUAAUGAAGGCUUCGCAUCUAUGGGAAGGUUUUUUAUGUCUGAUCUGGCAUACAACUGUUCUUUCAUUAAAUUUUGAACCAGGUUUUUGAGAAAAAUAUUUCUUCGAUCAGGAGCUUCUACUGGUAAUCCUUAAUUAAACAAUAUCUGUUUUUUGAUCCCAGCUACGUUCAUUACAUUCUUGGUGUCUGUCGAUUCUAUCAUUAUUAUGCAUAAUUUAAAUCAACUACAUAUUUAUUUUUCUUCAUUGCGUAUGAGAAACAAUAGGCAACUCUUUUUGGAAGCCGAACUGAGAAUUGGCAAAAAUUCUUGAUGGAUAGCUAAUGUAUUUUUCAUCAGGGUGUCCAGGAAUGGAAUUUUCUUUGCUAAAAGAAUCUGAGCCAAGUCGAACGGCGUGUGACAACUUUCACUUCAAUAUUAACUGUUUAUUGAAUGACUGAGAUUUACUUCCACUUUUUUGUUGUAGGGGAUGAAUAUCAGGUACUUGAACACAAAAAAAUAACGAAAAUUCCUGUAUGUCGUCCACCUGACGUCGUAUCGCCGGGCGAAAGGUUAAACGAAACCAUUUCACCCUCACUUCAAAUUUCAUUUUAAAUCGUAUUAAAAAUCGACAUUCUCGUCUUCUAGUAUUCCUCAUGCAAAAAGGGGAGCCCCAGUUAUCUUCGCGGGGAGUAUGUUGUUACAAUUUUUAAUUAUUGUCAAAAUGACAAUAGCUAUCAAACAAUUUAUUUAUUUGAUUACUUCUAUCGUUAAUAUGUCUAUUCAUCUAUUAAAAUAUGAUUGAAAAAUUAUUAUUUCUUCACAAUGGAAACUUAAAGCAAAAAAGUCGAUUGUAACAACUUACCCCCGAUGGGAGCUUGUUGUUACACCUUCGGGGUAAGAUGUUAUGUUAAAUUAAUAGACAUAAUCGUCAAUGAUUAAGAUUUUUUUUAUUAUUUACAAACGUUAUAAAUAAAAGAGAUUACUUGAAACAGGCUUCUCACAAUUAUGAAUACAUAUAGUAGAAGUUGGCCUAAUUUGGACCUAUUUUAUAAUAUUCACUAUAUAUAAGCUCGGAAGAAGUGUCAAUAGAAUUUAAAAAGUAGAAAAGAAACUUCCUAAGUGUAAUAAAACCAUCUAUUAGAGUUUCAAAUACCAUUUAUAAUAGUAAAAAAGAAAUUUAAAGAAAUCAUAUCAUCGUUCAAAUAUAUAAAAUAUAUUUGUACGGCUCGCUGCCCAAAUUGGACCACUAGCUUUCUUAUCAACAAUUAUAACAAUAGAACCUUUCAACUGCAGCACUAGCUCCAGCACUCCGAGUAUGAAUCCAAGAGUUUUUUCUUUCUUUCUUGUUUUUUUCACUUAAUGCUCAGAAACAUGAACUACUAUUUUCUGUUUUAUGUUUCGGCAUUUUAUCAAAGUUUGGUGAAUUGAUUUUUUGACUUUAUUCUGUCUAACUGUGAUUUCUGCUUAUUAUUUCUACUGCUUUUUGAGGUAUUGGCGACCUCCGAGAACACGAAGGACUAUCUGGAUUUUGAUUUUUCUUUGCCACCGUUGAUAUUUUUUCAAGGACUCUGCCUGCCUCUUUGCAGGUGAAUGCAUUUAAAUUGAAGUCACCAUACCGCAAUAUCGCUUUUUUCUAUCAAAAUAGACUUCCUUGAAUGCUAUUUGCACGGAAAAAGUUUCCAUAGUGUCCAUCGACUCAGCUCAGGGUAGUUCUUAUAAUCUGAUGUAAAUUAUUUUCUAAAGAAGAACACAUGUACUUUUCUCUUUAUUUCAAAUGAUUUUUUCCUAGGGAAAGAAGAUUUGUAUGAAAGAAAUCCUUGGAAUUAAAAUAAAGCAAAAUUUCUAACUAUUAUUGGGUACUUUUAUAAAUGGAAUGAUACGGUACGAAAACUUGUAUUAGCUCAGGUACAAAAUUUUAGGAACUAUCUAGAUUAUUCUGUAUCUAAUAAUAUUUUAAAUGACCUUACAAAGUUUUGGUUUAGUAAGUAGGUUUUAUUACCCUCUCGUACAUAAAAAUAGAUUGUAAUUUGGCCGAAUUCACAUUCCCAGAAUAUUCAAGUCAGGUAUGCAACCUAUGAAUCAUCUUGUUAUGACAAAAGAAUUUUGUGGGCAACGAAAACAAUUUUUUCUCAAACUCUCAAAGUAAUUUUUGAAAACUAUUGAUAAUUUAUAUAAAAUUCCAUUUAAAAAUUAUACGAGGAUAUAUUGAAAAAUUCUUAGCCUACUAUAGAACCAAACAAAAUUUCAAAUGUCAAAAUAUUUUUUUACUCAACAUAUUCUCCUCUUAAUUGGAUACAUUUAUUACAGCGAACCUGCAAUGUCUCUAGACCUUUAAAAAAAAUGUUUCUUCUUGCUCUGCAUACCAAACCCCCACAGCUUUUAUUAUCUCCUCGUUGGAAGAAAAUUUACGAACUUUUAAACUUUUUUUCGGUUGAGGAAAGAGAUGAUAGUCGGACGCAGCCAAAUCUGGUGAUUAAGGGGGGUGUUCUAGCAAUUCAAACCCUAAAUCACGAAUUUUUUGCAUCGCAACAUGAGAUUUGUGUGCAGGGGCUUUGUCCUGCAAAAAAAUAGCUUUCCGCGUCUUUCCUUUAAUUUUUUCCCGUAGAGUGGUCAGUAAUAUUGAAUAGUAAUCUCCAGUUAUUGUUCAAUCCUUAUCCAAAAAAUUAAUCAUGAUUACUCCAUGGCAAUCCC
This is a messenger RNA of Diorhabda carinulata, 4200 nucleotides long. Its product is annotated as fork head domain-containing protein FD4-like. Gene Ontology annotation, molecular function: RNA polymerase II cis-regulatory region sequence-specific DNA binding; DNA-binding transcription factor activity, RNA polymerase II-specific. Lineage: Eukaryota; Metazoa; Arthropoda; Insecta; Coleoptera; Chrysomelidae. The record is from RefSeq and is a predicted model, not a curated record. Gene Ontology annotation, biological process: regulation of transcription by RNA polymerase II; anatomical structure morphogenesis; cell differentiation. The transcript has a single exon. The coding region runs from base 4 to 741 and encodes 245 amino acids.